Messenger RNA from Prorocentrum cordatum, 1123 nucleotides. The record is from the annotation of a GenBank genome assembly. Lineage: Eukaryota; Dinophyceae; Prorocentrales; Prorocentraceae.
CUGAGGACGGCCCACGAGCAUCCUAAGCGGACCCCCGAGGCGGCCUGAGGAGGCCAAAAACAUUGAUUGUCCUCACCGCAGGCAUUUGGGCUCAGGCAGUUUGGGUCUCGAGGGGUGCGUUGAAGGCGCAUCCACGCUCGCAGCGCCCAAGCGGGGCGGGGUCCUGCCCUCCAAAAAAGGCGGGCGGCGAGCGCAGCGAGAUGGCCAGGGGUGGGCGGCCGGGUGGUGCCUCCCCCGCGGGUGUCCUGCCGGAGGACGCCGCUGACGGGGGAGGCGGCGCCUGCGCCCGGGACCGGGCGCCCGUCGACCGGGCGGUGGUGGAGGACGGCCUGCGAGUUCUCAACACGUUCUUGCACGUGCCAGUCGUGGGUCCGGACACACGUGUGCGCUCCAGUUCGGCUCCCGCGACAGCGACGGAGCGAUGCUCCGCGCCCGCGGAGGCGUCCGGGCCCGUCUCGACGACAUCGCGUGUCGCUGAGGGAGCCACCUCUGACUUGGGCCCGACGUGGGGGUCUAUCCUGCAUUCGACGGGCAGGUGCCGCCCUUGCCUGUUCGCGGAGCGCGGCUGCAGAAACAGGGAAUUCUGCAAAUUUUGUCACAUUUGCACCUCGGCAGGGAGGACGCGGGCCGCCGACAACAAGGCGAAGCAGAAGCACUUCUCGUGGCGCAGCCUCCGCAAAGCCACCGCCCUGGCGAGGGCGAGCGCGAGCGCUGGCGCGCGGUGACUUGGCUCCUGCGGCCGCCUGGGCUUUUACAGUCUGAUUCACCGCUCGGUCCUCGCCUGCUCGCUGCCUCUUCUUCUCUGAACGCAGUUGUGUGUCCCACGGUUUUCCCCUGCGCCGCAGCACGGUGCUGUUCCUAAACACAUGCUGCACAAUUGCAGAGUAUUGGUUCACACUGUAUGACAUUUGCUGCACUUGAGACUGAGCCCCAGCCAUCAGGGUUCGACGCCAUUCUUGCCUCAGCGAUUGGAAAUACAUUGCCACCACUGGGGCUCAGUCGCGAGAGGCGCGCACGGCCGUGCUCAGGACAGUCCUUGCUGCACAGCCCUCGCAGUCCAUGCAAUAUGUGGCACCCCGCAGUUAAGGAUGAGAGUGAGGGGCGAGCGCGGGGUGGGUCGCGG